CCGGAGUCGACGCUCGCCACUCAGCCGGCCGCCAUGGACGCGGACGACUUCCGAGCGAUGCUCGAGAGCAUGCUGCAGCUGCAGCUGGACUGCCCGCCGGACGGCGAGGAAGCCACCACCGCUCCUCCAGACGCCGCCGCGGCAGACAAGUACAACGACCACGCAAAGGUGAAGCAAUCGGCGGCCGAAUGGACGGAGCUGAUGGUGGGCGAGAUGGCGAGCGCCGGCUCCAUGAACGACGCCCGGCAACGCGCCGCGAAGAUCCUCUAGGCCUUCGGCGACGCCGUCUGCUCCCUCGCGGCGCGCGUCCUCGCCGACAAGGACCGGGAGCUGGAGAAGGUCCGACGGCACAACGCCAUCCUCAAGAGGGCGGUGCUGCUGCAGCACCGGCAGCACGUGGAGGACGAGGAGGAGGGCAGGGAGCUCCAGGGCCAGGUCGCCCGCCACCGGGAGCAGGUCCGGCAGCUCGAGGCCGACAAGUAUGUACUGUCCAUGCACCUCAGGAACGCCGGUGGCGGGGCC
Molecule: messenger RNA, 522 nt
Organism: Hordeum vulgare subsp. vulgare (domesticated barley)
Lineage: Eukaryota; Viridiplantae; Streptophyta; Magnoliopsida; Poales; Poaceae
Exons: 1
Coding region: 34-270 (78 amino acids)
Source: RefSeq, a predicted model, not a curated record